UUGUACGGAGUCAAAAACCUCAGCUGCAUCGCGUCCUCCACCUAUUCCUUCACACAAUGGCGGCGCUCCUCGGUUACGUCAAGCGCGUAUACACUAGCUUCUACCCACCCAUCGCAACGAAGAACACAGGCGCGCUGCGGAUCGGUAUUCUGGGAGCGGCAAACAUCGCUCCUCUCGCCAUCAUCAUCCCGGCCAAAUCGCAUCCCGAUGUCAUCGUUGCAGCCGUCGCUGCACGCGACUACAAGAAAGCGGAAGCGUACGCGAAAAAACAUGGCAUUCCAAUCGUGCAUAAAACCUAUGAUGAUGUGAUAAAUGACCCGGCUAUCGACUGCAUCUACAACCCUCUACCUAACGGAUUACACUACGAGUGGACACUCAAGGCCUUGAAAGCGGGCAAACACGUCUUACUGGAGAAGCCAUCUGUCUCAAACGCCGAGGAAGCGCGGUCCCUCUUCUCACAUCCGAUCCUCCAUGGCCCCGGUGCACCUGUCUUGCUGGAAGCUUUCCACUAUCGAUUCCAUCCCCUGUGGUCGACCACUCUGAGUUUAUUCGAGAGCGACGACGUCGAAGAAGCUGUCGCUACCAACUCGUGUCCCGGAGGUAUGUUCCCGAGAGACGACAUCAGGUUCAUGUACAGUUUGAGUGGCGGCACGUUGAUGGACCUCGGGACAUACACCAUCAGUGCCAUCCGCGGUAUCUUCAAUGAAGAACCACUCCGCGUCAAAUCGGCAACCUGCAAGACUGUCCCGGCGCCGUUCGACCAGAAAUGCGAUGAAGCUGUAUCAGCCGAGUACGAGUUUUCUCGUGGCCGCGUCGCAACGAUCAACUCCGAUCUCCAGGCUUCCGGCGGUUAUCCAUUCCCUGCAGUCACGAAGAACUGGCCUAGUCUGAGGAACUUGAUUCCCAAGCUCGUGAUUAAAAUGAGACCAAGGUCUGAAAAAGUCGAUGAUGGGCUCGAGAAGACGACGACGAAGACGAUCAUUGUGUGGAAUUUUAUGGCUCCAUUCUUGUAUAACCGAAUCGAUUCAAUCACCAAGGUCCAACUCAGAAGCCCCGACGGAAAAGUGAUAAAAGAAAAUGAAACUGUCGAGUACACGAAGGCUUACAAGUGGCCAACCGAUCAAGAUAACAAGAAAGGUGAAGAGUGGUGGACAACAUACCGAUACCAGCUUGAAGAAUUUGUAAAUCGCAUCAAGAAAAGGAAGGGCUCGGGUGUCUGGGUGGGACCAGAAGACUCGAUCAAACAGAUGGAGAUGAUCGAUGCGACGUAUUUGAAAGCCGGGAUGCCUUUGAGACCAACAACUCGAGCCCUGGAAGCUUCCAACUAA
Molecule: messenger RNA, 1328 nt
Organism: Periconia digitata
Lineage: Eukaryota; Fungi; Ascomycota; Dothideomycetes; Pleosporales; Periconiaceae
Source: the annotation of a GenBank genome assembly